Lachnellula hyalina is the source of this 1395-nucleotide messenger RNA. RefSeq names its product Tubulin beta chain (gene tubA). Gene Ontology annotation, biological process: microtubule cytoskeleton organization; mitotic cell cycle. The transcript is spliced from 7 exons. Lineage: Eukaryota; Fungi; Ascomycota; Leotiomycetes; Helotiales; Lachnaceae. Bases 1 to 1395 code for a protein of 464 amino acids. Gene Ontology annotation, molecular function: structural constituent of cytoskeleton; GTPase activity; GTP binding. Gene Ontology annotation, cellular component: cytoplasm; microtubule. The record is from RefSeq and is a predicted model, not a curated record.
AUGCGUGAAAUCGUUCAUCUUCAGACCGGCCAAUGUGGUAACCAAAUUGGUGCUGCCUUCUGGUGUGUAGACCUGGGCGCGACGUUCCAUCCGGACACGUCCGCAACACAAAAGCAACUGAUCUCUGGCGAGCAUGGUCUCGAUGGCUCCGGCGUCUACAACGGAACGUCUGAUCUCCAACUUGAGCGUAUGAACGUCUACUUCAACGAGGCUGCCUCCAACAAAUAUGUCCCCCGUGCCGUCCUCGUCGAUUUGGAGCCAGGUACCAUGGAUGCGGUCCGUGCCGGUCCUUUCGGUCAACUCUUCCGUCCCGACAACUUCGUUUUCGGUCAAUCCGGUGCUGGUAACAACUGGGCAAAGGGUCAUUACACUGAGGGUGCUGAGCUUGUCGACCAAGUUCUGGAUGUUGUCCGUCGUGAAGCCGAGGGAUGUGACUGUCUCCAAGGUUUCCAGAUCACCCACUCCCUCGGUGGUGGAACUGGUGCCGGUAUGGGUACGCUUUUGAUCUCGAAGAUCCGCGAGGAAUUCCCAGAUCGUAUGAUGGCCACCUUCUCCGUUAUGCCAUCGCCAAAGGUCUCUGACACUGUUGUCGAGCCUUACAAUGCCACCCUCUCCGUCCAUCAGUUGGUCGAGAACUCUGAUGAGACGUUCUGUAUCGAUAACGAGGCCCUUUACGAUAUCUGCAUGAGAACCCUCAAGCUCUCUAACCCCUCAUACGGAGACUUGAACCACUUGGUCUCUGCCGUCAUGUCCGGUGUCACCACCUGUCUGCGUUUCCCCGGUCAGCUCAACUCUGAUCUCCGAAAGUUGGCUGUGAACAUGGUUCCCUUCCCCCGUCUCCAUUUCUUCAUGGUUGGAUUCGCUCCUCUUACCAGCCGUGGCGCAUACUCUUUCCGUGCUGUCACUAUCCCCGAGUUGACUCAGCAGAUGUACGACCCAAAAAACAUGAUGGCUGCCUCUGAUUUCCGUCACGGUCGUUACCUGACUUGCUCUGCUAUCUUCCGUGGAAAGGUCUCCAUGAAGGAAGUCGAGGAUCAAAUGCGCAACGUCCAAAACAAGAACUCCUCCUACUUCGUCGAAUGGAUCCCCAACAACGUCCAGACCGCUCUCUGCUCCAUCCCACCCCGUGGUCUCAAGAUGUCUUCCACAUUCGUCGGUAACUCCACCUCUAUCCAGGAGCUCUUCAAGCGUGUCGGUGACCAAUUCACUGCUAUGUUCAGGCGUAAGGCUUUCUUGCAUUGGUACACUGGUGAGGGUAUGGACGAGAUGGAGUUCACUGAGGCCGAGUCCAACAUGAACGAUUUGGUUUCCGAGUACCAACAGUACCAGGAUGCCUCCGUCUCGGAGGGUGAGGAGGAAUACGAGGAAGAGGCACCAUUGGAGGCAGAGGAGUAA